AUGAAUUACAACAACUACAAGAUGGUCAUCGUCAAAACAUAUGCAGUCCGCCUGGUAGGAUGGCCCCAGGGUGUCAAAUUUAUCAGUCCUUCAAGCAUUGGGACUGUCGGCGAAAUCCGCAAGCUUCGUGAUAUGCUGAGGGCCAAGGCAUGUCACUGGAGUGCUCUGACCCCAGCAGAGGUCAAAGCUCAUACUGCUGCACUCGAUGUGCGUUGUUUGGCAGGGGAAGUCGUUCGGCAGCCACACAAGAAGCGCUCCAAUGCUGGAAUCCCUCGCAAGCGCAAGGGUGCACCUACUACUGGACAGGGA
Suillus discolor is the source of this 309-nucleotide messenger RNA. RefSeq lists its product as uncharacterized. The record is from RefSeq and is a predicted model, not a curated record. The annotation marks the transcript as partial. NCBI's taxonomy places the organism in Eukaryota, Fungi, Basidiomycota, Agaricomycetes, Boletales, Suillaceae. The transcript has a single exon.